CGAAGUUUGUUUCCUUUUAUCAUUCAUGUUUGCGUCAGUCUUUUGUCAAAAUGUGUCAUGUUUGACCAAACUUUUCAGCGUCUCAUGGUGUUCCGGUUCGUUUUUAAAUGUUUGUCAAAGGAUCAGAUCUGAAUAUGUCGUCACCAGGACAGAAAUACACAAGUCGUCUGUGAAGUCUUGAGCUGCCCAGCUGUGCGUUAUUGACUGUGGUUUGUCAACAGACUGGAUGUGAACCUGUGACCCCUGGUUGCCUGGGAGACAGUGGUGGGGCCAUGGCUGCUGGGGCUUCAGCAGGGGAGAGCCAACUCCAGAGGAUUAUCAGAGAUCUGCAUGAUGCUGUUGCAGAGCUAGCAAAGGAAUACAGAGAAAGUGGGGAGCCAAUCACCGAUGACAGUACCAACCUGCACAAGUUCUCCUACAAACUGGAGUACCUUCUGCAGUUUGACCAGAAGGAGAAAACCACAUUUCUUGGUACGAGGAAAGACUAUUGGGAUUACUUCAGCGACUGUUUGGCUAAGGUCAAAGGAGCCAAUGACGGCAUCCGCUUUGUAAAAUCCAUCUCUGAGCUGAAGACUCCUCUGGGGAAAGGCCGAGCAUUUAUCCGUUACUCCCUGGUACAUCAGCGACUGGCUGACACCCUGCAGCAGUGCCUGAUGAACCAGAGAGUCACCAGUGACUGGUACUAUGCAAGAAGCCCCUUCCUGAAGCCCCACCUCAGUGUUGACAUAAUCAAUCACCUGUACGAACUCAAUGAGGUCCAGUUUGAUGUGGCUUCAAGAGGUUAUGAUCUCGAUGCCUCCUGGCCUACUUUUGCAAGGCGAACACUUGGAAGUGCAAACUCACCCGGUCACAUGUGGAAACCACCCAGUCGUAGUUCAAGCAUUAACAGUUUGGCUAGCACCUACUCCCAGCAAGCACCCGAGUUCCCCUAUAGCCCUGACUAUGGCCAGGGUCUACUGAAUGACCUGAAUGAGUCUCUGCCUGCUUGCGCAGAAGAUGACAGCACAGUUGAGGACCUUCGUCUGGAGCUGGACCAGUCAGAGCUGAACCAGCGAGAGCUCCUGGACAAGAUGAAACAGUUGGGUGAGGAGGCUGCUGAGCUCAGGGGGGUCGUUGUGGAGCUCCAGAGGCAGCUGGAUAUGUCUCUCGCUGCCCAAGAGGAGCAGCAGGGACUGCAGGGAGAACUCAAAGCUCUGCAGGGGAGAGAGAAGGUGCUGUCCAGAGAGUUGGAUGCACUCAGGACUAAGGAAAAAGACAGAGAGGCUGAACAACAAAUGCUUCAGGAAAAGCUGGCAGCUGCUGAAGGGAAGAACCUAGAGCUCCUGGCCAAGUUGGAUGGGGUUCUGAAUGAGAAGGGCCAGCAGGCAGCCAGUCACUUUGAUUCAGCACAGAAGAUACACGAGCUGCUGGACAGAUUAAAAGAGGCAGAGAAAGGGAAGAUGGAAGCUGUAGCUAAGGUAGAGGAGAAUAAGAGACAGACAGAGAGGCUAGAGGAUGAGCUGAGAGUCAAGGAAGAAGCUGCAAAGACUGGUGAAACAAAACUUGGAGCGUUGGUUACCUCUGUGUCCGAGGAGAAGGCAAAGUUAGAGGCAAAAGUGGAGGAACAGUGCAGUGCACUUGAUAAGCUGCAGGGAGCCUUGACAGUGAGAGAGAAGGAGGCGAGCAACCUCCAAAGGCAGCUGCAGGACCUCCAAAGAUCCCUGGAACAGAAGGAGGAGGAGUUUGAGGAGGUGAAGAGGAGGACACACCAAAAUAAAGAUGAAAUGCAGAAGAACGCUGAUGCAUUAAAGGAAUCUUUAGGUGCAGAAGUCAGUGCACUUAAAGAGCAAGUACAUAUAAAAGAGGCAGAGCUAACCUCAAGCUACGAGACACUAGAACAGCUAAAGACCAAGAACCAAAGCCUGACCACAGAGAAGGACAAACUGACCUCUAACCUUGCUGAGCUGGAGGGUAAUGUUAAGGAACAGGCUAUGAAGAUAGAAGACUACAAGACCCAGUGCGGCAAUCUAAUGGAGCUCUAUGAGAAACUACUGGCCUCGUCAAAGAGAAAUGAAGAGCUGAAGAAGGAGAUGGUGGAAAAAAGAACUGCGCUUGAAGCUGAACUAGCAGCUCUUAGGGCCUCUGAGAAACAGCUUCGGGGUCAGCUUGAUGAUACCAAGAUGACAGUGGAUGAGAAAGAGAAGCGCCUGCGUGAAGAGAACCGCAAGCUGGAUGAGAAUCUGCAGCGAGCAACCAUCGCCGCAAAGCUCUCAGAGGACACAUCGAAACGGCUGGAGCAGGAGAACCAGAGUCUGAGAGAGGAGCAGGACAAGGUGAAGGCAGCUCUUAGCCGCAUGCAAGCUGACCUGAAGAGUGUCCAUGGGCAAAUUGGAGAUUUGGAGCAGAACUUAGGAGUGUCGCGCAAGAAUGAAGCAAGCCUUCAAGAGCAGCUUCAAGCCAAAGAGGCACAGCUACAGAGUAAAGAGAAGCACUGUGUUGAGCUGCAGUCCAGGUUAAAAGCUGUUGAGGCCAGGGAGAAGGAGGUGGAGAUUGCCAAAGCUGAUAUAGAAGCAAUUUUGGUAAAACAGACAGAAGUUAUUGAAAGGGUCACCUCUGAGAAGCAGGUAAUGGAGAGAUCUCAGCUGGAGAGGAGUGCAAUCCAAGUAAAGGAGAACAAGGGAGUAAGCAAAAAACUGGCUAAGGUUGAGAGCCAGUUGGAAGUGAGCAUGAAAGAUGUAGCAAGGCUUCAGGGAGAGAUGCUUGACCUCAGGGUGCAGACACAGAGAUGUGAGGAGGAAAAGCUCAAAUCAAGAACACAAUUGGAGGUGACAGAGGCCCAAAGAGAUGAACUCAGGACUCUGACUGAGCAACUUAAAGCCCAGACAGAGGCUCUCAAUCAGAGGCAUAUAAUGGAGCUCAUGGAGUGCAAAAAGACAGAAGCGUCGCUGAUCGAGCAGCGUGAUCGAGAAGUAGCCGCCCAUGCCGAGUUGGUUAUCUCUUCUGCGGCCCUCAGAGAACAGCUGUCGACCCUAAAGGCAGAAAAUGACAAGUUAGUCUCAGACAACAACGAGACACGAGAGGGUCUGCACAGGGCGAACACAGAAAUGGCCGAGCUGGGGAUCACCAUCUGUAAGCUAAGUGCAGAAAAAGAGGAGGCCAGAGAGUAUUUGGUGGGGGAUGCCGCCAAGAUUGAAGAGUUGGAAGAAGAAGUGGAGCGGCUGGGAGAGAGCAUGUCAGAACUACGUCUUGAGAAUAACAAACUUAGAGAGGAGCUGAUGCAGAAGGAGAAACUUCCAGACGCAAUAGUGGAGCUCCGGGAGCAGCUGGAAAAAGCCCAGAAACAAUUGCAGAGUGUGAAGGACUCUAGCCGAGAGGAGGCGGGUGCCAUCAAGUUCCAGUUGAGCUCUGAGAGCAUGAAUUAUCAGGUCCAGAUGAAGAGUUUGAAUGAGCAGUUGGAGAAGGUCAAAGCCCAGCUGCACAAGGAGGGGAAGAACGUGUCCAGCUUGCAGGCCAAAGUGUCUGAACUAGAGGCUGUGAAUGAGCAGUACUUGCGUCUGAGUGGCGAGAAAGAUGCUCACAUCACAAACAAUGAAACAACCAUUCGUGACAGUGAGAGUGAGAUUCAGCAGCUAAGAAAUGCCGUAACCAGGGCUGAAGAAGCACACUCGGCUGUGCUGAAGGUCUCCGAGGAUUUGAAGCAGAGACUCAACACAACAGAAGCUGCCAAACAAACCGAGUGCCUCAAACUGACUGCAGAGGUCGAUGACCUUAACAGAACCAAGACUAACCUCGAGGAACGGCUCAUUGAGCUCAUAAGGGAUAAAGAUGCUCUGUGGCAGAAGUCAGAUGCUCUGGAGUUUGAACAGAAACUUCGAGCAGAGGAGCGCUGGUGGUCAGAUAAGGAGAGCACGCACUGCCUCAGCUGUCACGGUCAGUUCACCUGGUGGCUCCGCAGACAUCACUGCAGGCUUUGUGGUCGCAUCUUCUGCUACUACUGCAGCAACAACUUUGCAAUGACCAAGCACAGUGGGAAGAAGGAGCGCUGCUGCAAGGACUGUUACACGCAGCACAGCGCUGUGGUGGAGAGGUUCACAGAGGCAGAGCUGAGUCUCUCAGAAAGUGAGCCUCCACCACCAGGAGCUGGGCCUCAGCCCCCUCCUGAACCUGCUCCAUAUAAACCCAUACCAAGGGUAACAGUUUCAGACCCCAUGCCCAGAGCUGAUGAUGGAGCUUUUGAUAUAAUCACAGAAGAGGAAGUGAACGGCGUCUACGACAGUGACACCACCUCCCAGACUACAGGAGGCUCUAUGGAGGGAGAACAAGACAGACAGGCUUCAGGAAGGCUGGAUAUCACAGGAGAUGUGACACCUGAUGAUCCUGAGGAUCAGAUAUCCACUGUUCAGGAUUCAGAAAUCAACCUUCUCAGAUCAGGAGAAGUCACGGUUGCGGUCCCUCUCAGCAUUGAAGAUAUUUCUCAGUUCGGCGAUGGUUCCAGGGAACUUUUUAUCAAGUCCAGCUGUUACAGUGUGAUCACUGUUGCUGUGGGUGACUGCGGGCCGACCAUCAGCUGGGUGUUUUCCUCUGAACCCAAGAGCAUCUCCUUCAGUGUGGUUUACAGGGAAUCUGCUGAGACUCAGGUGGAUCAGUCAAAGGUCCUGAUUCCUCUCACUCGCUGUAAUUCCCAUAAAGAGACAAUUCAGGGGCAGCUGAAGGUCAGACAUCCUGGUCUCUACACGCUUAUCUUUGACAACUCCUUUUCACGGUUUAUCUCCAAGAAAGUCUUCUAUCAUCUGACCAUGGAGAAGCCCAUCAUCUAUGAUGGAAGUGACUUUCCCUGAGACGCUUCUGCAGAGGCAUCAGCGUGAUGUCACAAAGACACUAUCAUGAUGUCAAUGUGGAAACACACUAAAAAUGGCAAUUUAAGGACUGUUUCAAACCUAAUACCAGGAAUUACUAUCGUGUCAAACACAUGUUUUUACCCAAGUUUAUCAUGAUUUAUGUUUUAAAUGAGUUCCUUUAACUCUGUGGCAUCAUAUCAUAUUUUAACUGUUUGUGAGGGGAAGUUAUGUCUAAAGGGGUUUGAAAAUGAAACACAUAGAGGAAUGUUUUUUAAAAUUAUAAACCAAGUAGUACAAACAUAUACCUUUAGUUCACUUAAGUUUAAAUCACUAAGUUGUUCAGUUAAAGAAAUGUGUAAUUUUCCUUCUGUAAUCUGCAUUCAGUUUGGCCUCGCUUGUCCCCAAAAGUCUCCUGUGUUGAAAAAGAGACUGAUUUUAAUCUUUUAAUGUUUUCCUUGAAGACCCAGGAAAGAUUCUAACAUGUUUGGAGUCACAGCAAGUUUUAAAUAUUUCAAGAUUUUUACAAUCAGAAAGUUUAAAAAAAAGCAUAAAAGGUGCAGAUAUGUAUCUUGCCAGUGGCAGGUUAAAUUAUAUUUUUUUAACACUAUUUUCAAAACCAAGGCAGUGACUACUCAGUGGUCUACGAAACAACACUUUAUCUUUCAUAAAACAGCAUAUAUCUCAGGGGACAGACUUAAAACGUUUACUCACAUGGUCUCAUGUCUUUAUUUAAGAAAAAGCUGCCAUUUUAUUGAGUGUUUUACUUUAUUUCAGGAGAUCUACAAACAGCUUUAUUCAUCCUGCUUAGAGGUCCUAAUAAAGCAGAGUGCCUGUUCUUUCUCAGGCUGUGCUGUAUGGGACUUUACUCUGAGUGAAAGAAUAUUCACUCUCAGCUUAUGUUCUUUCAAAGUGCCUUUAACUACAAUUGCCAGCUGUUGGUUUUCUUUACUAACUCUGUUGUAAUUCACUCAGAAAAUGACACUUUUUUACGCAUUUAAUUCACAAUGAGCUCAAUAUAAUACACUUAAGUUUCAUCAGUUGAUUUUUUUUUUUCAUUUGAUUUUUUUCAUGUCAUGUUUACCAUCUAUACUGUUCUCUCUGUGACACGAUGAGUUUGAUUUUUGUGUGUUUAUCGUUGUUUUUUUUUAUAGCAAAGCAAUAAGGUCACUUUUGGAAACAACCAUUACUUAUUAGAGAAUGGGCUUAUCUAUGCUGCUUUUGUAGAGAUCUGUUUGGCAUUUCAGUGAGAUCUCUUCCAUUUUUCAAUGGUGCAAUUUUUAUGCAAAGCUUGUAUUUUCUCUACAGAGCUGCACAUUUGUGAGAAUUAUUUUAUAAAUUGUUUCAAACAAUAUUUUAUCUAUUAGAUAUACACGAUCUUUGAAAGGAACUCAAACAGGGACAGAUUUUUUUACAUGCUGUCUUUGAAGGAUUACUUUUGAGGAGUAAAUUGUACAUGAGUCAUCACUACACAUGCUCACUUUAAGUGGAAAUAGGACUGUAGAUAACAGCCGGUAAACAUGAAUAAAAUGUGAGAGUGACUAUG
Molecule: messenger RNA, 6360 nt
Organism: Labrus bergylta (ballan wrasse)
Lineage: Eukaryota; Metazoa; Chordata; Actinopteri; Labriformes; Labridae
Source: RefSeq, a predicted model, not a curated record